Messenger RNA from Hansenula ciferrii, 426 nucleotides. RefSeq names its product AIG2-like protein. The coding region runs from base 1 to 426 and encodes 141 amino acids. The transcript is spliced from 2 exons. The record is from RefSeq and is a predicted model, not a curated record. Lineage: Eukaryota; Fungi; Ascomycota; Saccharomycetes; Phaffomycetales; Wickerhamomycetaceae.
AUGUAUGCUAUUGUGAGUAAUAUACUCGAUAUCGUUAACAUAUCCCAGGCUCAAAAUAUUAAUAUUGUCAGUGUUUAUGGUACUUUGGCCUCCUACGAAAAACUAUAUGAAGUGUUACAAGUUUCAAAAGACACUAAUCAGUACAAGAUCACUCACUUUGGUUCAGCCAUCUUAAAAGACUAUAAAAAGUACAAUGUAUUGAAUGAGGUAUAUCCUGGAGUUAUAAAGUCAAAAGGUGGCGACGUUUUUGGUUCUUUGAUAUAUGGAUUGACCCCGAAAGAUUUUGAAUUGCUUGAUGAAUACGAAGGUGAUGAAUAUGAAAGAAAUAAAGCUAAGGUUAUCUUUGAGGAUAAACUAAUUGAUAUUCAGUUUUAUGAAUGGAUUGAUGAUCAUUCGAAGUUGGUUCCACAUAUACAACUACAAUGA